AUGUCACACAACUUCAGGUUUGUGACCAAGGGAGACAUCCAGAUGCUCAAAGGCAAGAAGUACCAAGGCAAGGUUGUUGAUGCGGAGAAGAGAAGUCUGGAAGAGAUACAACUGAAUUUGCCAACCUUCAAGAAAUCAGGGGAUGCAUUCACAGAAGACCUGAAGGCAAUGCCUCAGCAGCACCAGCCACAAGCCUUGCAGAUGCAUUCUUCAUCCAAGAAGGAAGAUGCUGUGUCUUUGGUAGAUGGCCAAAGCCCACUCUUCAUGGCCAACUUGAAAGUACCUUUGAAAGUUGGGCAUGCGGCUUAUUGCCACAAGGAUCACCCCAGCAAGAUCUUCAUCAUGGACAACAAGGAUGACACCUAUGCAUACCUGUCUUCCCAGGAUUUGGUUUCUGGGCAAAAGACAGAUUUGAAGUUGGAAGGCAAUGAGAUCAUGGAGAAGCUGAAGGCCACCAAACAGAAAGAUGGCUAUGUUAUUGAAGGUGGUGCUUUAGCCAAAACAUUUCCCAGUGUGACAUGCCAAGAUGAACUGGUGAGAGGCACAAUUUUCCAGGGUUUGUUCCAGCUGUAUGAAGAGAAGGACACUGGUGAGAAUACCAUCAAGUUUGUGAGUGUGCCUGGCAAAGGUCUCAAGGUCUUUGCCUUGCAUCCCAUCAAGAAGCAUGACUUGAUUCUGGUGCCAGUGUGUGACCAAGUGGCUGCCAUCCAGUUUUCUGAGCCAAAGAGCAAGCUUUGGGCAAGUGGCAAAUGGGAUGGCAGGAUGUUUUGGAUCCUCCCUCCCAAAAUUGCCAAGGAGCCAACAGACUCCACUUUAGUGCCAUAUUUUCAAAUGAAAGAAAUUGAGGAUGGACAAAUGGCACCAUUUCAGCUUGACUUUGGAAAGCUGAAAGUGUUAGGCUUGAGGAACACCACUGCCAUCCAGAAGCAUGAAGAGAUUGGCUUGGUGAUGGAUGCUGAUAAGCAGCCACCUGCCAAAAAGAAACGUGAGAAAUGGGCAAUCCCUGACAACAUGAUUGCAGAGAAGAUGGGCAAAGAGUGGCUCCUCCUGUUUCCUACCAACUACUCCCUUUGCAAACUUAUCCAAGGUGAGACCUUUGAUAGGAAGAAAACCUUUUUUGCAGAUGCCAAGGAUACCAACAAACCUUCAGCCAAAAGAAGAAAGACUACACCACAAGAGGACCAAGAGAUCACCCUGGACUUGCCAGAUGCUGGUGGUACCAUCAGGUGCUUGGGUGCCAAGAAGACCAGUGAAGCAUUGGCAGUAGAACUGACUGAAGCCAAUUUGGCCCAUUUGUUUUCCUUUUUACAUGGCAGUGACACCAGCCCAGAGAAGUCCAGGGCAUACCAGCCAACUGGCAAGUAUAAGGGUGUUGCUGCCAAAAGGAAAGUCAAAAAACAUGGAGAUGAUGCUGGUGAUGUGCAGGAGGGUGCUGAGUAUGAUCCCUUCACAGAAUGCCCUGACAAGGAGUUGCAAGCUGGUUUGGCUGGGCAUAUGAAAAGAGAAGCAUCUCCACCACCCUGGGCCCAUGCCAAGAGGUGCAAGCACAAGGGGCACCCACAGCAUGCUGUCACCAACAGUUUGCACCUACAGGACUACCUGGGCAACAUGGAUGCCAUGCAGCCACCAAAGACUCCACCACCCAAAAGUAUGCCAGUGGAAGGUCAUGCACCCACAGCUGCCAGUGAGCCUGGAAGCAUGCCUGUGAAAGUGGAGGCAUAUGAAGUGCAUGACAGUCCAGAAGAACAUGACCAAACCUAUGAUGAUGAAGAGGACUGGGGCAAGUGGAGACAGUCAUGGUCUGUCAGGGGUGCAAGUCAAAAAGGCCAAGAGUGGGAAACUUACUACUCAAAUGACACCAAAGAGGAAUGGCAGGAAGAUGACUGGGAUGAUAGUUGGAACUAUGGGUAUGGCUAUGACACCAAGGAAUGCAAGAAUGAUGAGCAUGAAUAUGGCACUAAUGACCAGGAGUCCAAGGAGUGGGUGACUGAUAGCUCCUAUGGCCAUGAAAAGGAAUGGAAUGCCAACAAGGGAUACAAGAAGGGCCAUGGCAAGGAGAAAGGAAAAAACAAGUUGUGGAACCCUCAGUUCAACAAGGGGUGGGAAAUGAAGGCUGCCUACCUUGUGGAAGCCUACUUGGCAGAGAACUGGGAACACAGUGCUGCACUGCUGCUCACUAUUGCUGUGAGUGGCUUGAUCAAUGCAAGAAGAGAAAGCCUCAACAAUGCUGUUACAUGUGCUGACAAAGCCAAAGAAGCAGCUUUGGUUGGCAACUUGUCCAAGAAGAUCCAGGGCAGCUUAGUGUGCUCCAUUGCUGAAGCCCAAAGCUUGUAUGACUGCUUGAAGGGCACCAACUUGGAGAAUGAUUACAAGGAUGUCUUGAGAAACAGCAUUGACACUGCCUUGGCUGCAGGGGCUACCACCAAUGCCAUGCCUGUGGCUGUGAAACCACACAAGUUGAUCCACCUUCAGAACUACCUGGCCCACUCUGAUUGGGACACCAUUGGUUCCCCUGAUGCCAGCUACAUUGCCAAGUUGAACUGUGUAGCCCAAAGGUGGAGGUCUUUGGGGAUUAGAAGCCUGCAUGAGCAGACUGCCAAGCAUGGUGUGGCAAUCCUCUUGUGCCAUGUGGCCAAACUUCCAGAUCAUACCUUGAUCAACCAGAUGGCCCAGGACUUGAAAUCAACUUUCAUGUCCACAACCUGUGAAGGCAUUGAUGCCUUGCCCUAUGUCAAGGAAUUCCCAGAGAACCACACUCAGCUGCCAAGUGAGCUUGCAGAAGCAGCUUACCAUGGCAAGAUGCCAUCACCCAAGCAGCUGGAGCAAAUCAAGCCCAUUCUGAAGCACAUUGCACUGAGGUCCACAAGCAAGCUUCUGAGGGAGAAGGCUACACAGACCCCUUCUGCAUCUAGCCAGCCAGACCAAGGGCAUGUCAGCUCUGGAAGUGGCAGCAAUGCUAUGCAGGCUGAAGCUAUGUGUGGAAUGAUGAUGCAAAUGUCCAACUUCUUCCAAUCCAUGAAAGAGCACAUGGGCUACAUGCAAGGCAAUGGGUCACAGCCAAUGGCUUCACCCACAGUCUCUAGCAGCAUCAAGCUGUCACCUGGCAAGCAGAAACAGGCUUUGGAAGACUUCCAGCCAAAGCCAAGGCAAGCUGCAUUGGCACUUGAAGACAAGCAUGCUGCCACCCAGCCACCAGAACCCCAAGUCAGGCUGCCAGUGGAAUGCCAACAGCACAAUGAUGAGCACUUGGGCACUUCAGCUGAGGACUAUGAAAAUGCUACUUUUGAUGCUUUGAAAGCCAGGGCCAGUGACAAGAAAAAGGAAAAGGGCACCAAAGCCCAGGGUAAGAAAGAUGCACAAGUGACCAAGAAGAAUGGCAAGGAGAAGAAGCCCAAAGCAAAGGCAAAAGCACCCUUGAAGAGGCCUGCUGCUGCAAUGGGACCUUCUGAGCAUGGCCAUGGCCAAGCUUCUGGCAAUGCUGGCUCCACUCAGUACAUCCUGCCUGACCUUGAGAAGCAGGAUUUGGAAGUUGCCAGGAAUGUGUAUGUGAGCAGGCACUACAGCAAGGCCAGGGUGCAUGCCAGGAUCCACUUGAAGAUGUCAGAGGAUGAUGCCAAGGAGUAUGGCAGAAAGUUUUUGAAGCAGGCAGGAGCCACUUGGGAUGCAGCCAAGAAAAGGUUUGUGACCAAGGGAGACAUCCAGAUGCUCAAAGGCAAGAAGUACCAAGGCAAGGUUGUUGAUGCGGAGAAGAGAAGUCUGGAAGAGAUACAACUGAAUUUGCCAACCUUCAAGAAAUCAGGGGAUGCAUUCACAGAAGACCUGAAGGCAAUGCCUCAGCAGCACCAGCCACAAGCCUUGCAGAUGCAUUCUUCAUCCAAGAAGGAAGAUGCUGUGUCUUUGGUAGAUGGCCAAAGCCCACUCUUCAUGGCCAACUUGAAAGUACCUUUGAAAGUUGGGCAUGCGGCUUAUUGCCACAAGGAUCACCCCAGCAAGAUCUUCAUCAUGGACAACAAGGAUGACACCUAUGCAUACCUGUCUUCCCAGGAUUUGGUUUCUGGGCAAAAGACAGAUUUGAAGUUGGAAGGCAAUGAGAUCAUGGAGAAGCUGAAGGCCACCAAACAGAAAGAUGGCUAUGUUAUUGAAGGUGGUGCUUUGGCCAAAACAUUUCCCAGUGUGACAUGCCAAGAUGAACUGGUGAGAGGCACAAUUUUCCAGGGUUUGUCCCAGCUGUAUGAAGAGAAGGACACUGAUGAGAAUACCAUCAAGUUUGUGAGUGUGCCUGGCAAAGGUCUCAAGGUCUUUGCCUUGCAUCCCAUCAAGAAGCAUGACUUGAUUCUGGUGUCAAUGUGUGACCAAGUGGCUGCCAUCCAGUUUUCUGAGCCAAAGAGCAAGCUUUGGGCAAGUGGCAAAUGGGAUGGCAGGAUGUUUUGGAUCCUCCCUCCCAAAAUUGCCAAGGGGCCAACAGACUCCACUUUAGUGCCAUAG
This is a messenger RNA of Cladocopium goreaui, 4485 nucleotides long. The record is from the annotation of a GenBank genome assembly. Lineage: Eukaryota; Dinophyceae; Suessiales; Symbiodiniaceae.